Quercus robur (English oak) is the source of this 1261-nucleotide messenger RNA. RefSeq lists its product as uncharacterized. The transcript has 3 exons. The coding region runs from base 141 to 974 and encodes 277 amino acids. The record is from RefSeq and is a predicted model, not a curated record. Lineage: Eukaryota; Viridiplantae; Streptophyta; Magnoliopsida; Fagales; Fagaceae.
UUAGUAACUAACUAUAUUGCCUCGGGAUUGGUGUUAUUUGCCAAUUUUUGCCUAGUUUGUGUAAUCUCAAUCUUAAUAAAUUUCUAAAAAUAAUCCCUAAUCCCAAUUCCAUUUUGAACGAGAAAAAACCCCAGUGAGUGAUGGCGGCCACCGAAGAUAAAUCAUCAUCAUCAGAAGAAGAGGUAAUGGUGAGGAAAAUAGGAUGUUACGGAGAGAAGGUGAGAGUGUUAAUGGUUGGGGAAGACUCAGCUGCGGAGGAAACGAUGUUGCUUUGGGGAAUCCAACAGCCCACACUCUCAAAACAAAACGCAUUCGUCUCCCAAACCUCUCUCCAACUUCGCCUCGACGCUUGUGGCCACGCUCUCUCCAUUCUUCAGUCUCCAUCUUCUCUAACCAAGCCUGGUGUCACUGGAGCCGUCAUGUGGGACAGUGGUGUUGUACUUGCUAAGUUUCUUGAGCAUGCUGUGGACUCCGGAUUGCUUGUUUUUCAAGCCAAGAAGGUUGUUGAAUUGGGUUCUGGUUGUGGCUUAGUUGGCUGUGUUGCUGCUCUUUUAGGUGCUCAUCAAGUUUUUCUUACUGAUUUGUUUGAUAGACUUAAGUUAUUGAGGAAGAAUGUUGAGGUCAAUUUGGGACAGGGACAAGCCCAUCUCAGGGGUUCUGCUACUGUUAUGGAACUUGUAUGGGGUGAUCAUCAUCCUCACAAGGAUCUACUUCACCCUCUACCUGAUUAUGUGCUUGGUUCUGAUGUAAUCUAUAAUGAAGAAGCAGUGACGGAUUUGGUGGCUACUUUACUGCAACUCUCUGGAUCUGAAACAACGAUCUUUUUGGCUGGUGAACUUCGAAAUGAUACCAUCCUCGAAUACUUUCUAGAAGUUGCAAUGAAGUAUUUCAUAGUUGGGCGUGUGGAUCAGACACAGUGGCAUCCAGAUUACUGCAGCAGCCGUGUUGUUUUAUACAUUCUAGUGAAGAAGUGAUAGAGAGGAUUAAGAUCAGUUCUUUGCAUAUUCUUUUGUAAGUCGGUAAUUAUAUCUGCAUUUUGCUUGGGCUUUGUCUCAAAUGAAUGAAAUGAUAAAGGGUAGGGUUGGGUUGGGGUAACUUGGUUCAAAUAUAACUUACUAAUCACCAAGAAAUAUGAAAAAAAGGGUUGUUAAGCAACCUUUUGGAUGAGAAGAGAAGAAACACUUUUUGACUUUGCUUAUUGCCUUGUGAAUCUGGCUUGGCAGGAGUUGCAUAAUUUCUCUGGGUAAACCCCUUGCAAUCA